This is a messenger RNA of Glycine soja, 2226 nucleotides long. RefSeq names its product prolycopene isomerase, chloroplastic-like. Gene Ontology annotation, molecular function: oxidoreductase activity. Bases 212 to 2005 code for a protein of 597 amino acids. The record is from RefSeq and is a predicted model, not a curated record. NCBI's taxonomy places the organism in Eukaryota, Viridiplantae, Streptophyta, Magnoliopsida, Fabales, Fabaceae. The transcript is spliced from 8 exons. Gene Ontology annotation, biological process: carotenoid metabolic process.
UAAGGAUAAAAAAAUAUAAAAAAUUAAAAGCGAAAAUCUAACAAACAAGGUACAAAUUUGACUUGUUGACUGAAGAAGUUUGGCAGAGGCAGGGAAUAAUUAUGUAGUGGAUUUUGUUUUGAGGCGGAAAGAGAAGAGAAGUUGGCGGUGACGUGGCUAAUUUAGCAACUACAAAAUGAGGUGAGGUGAGAAGUGAGAAGUGAAGAGAAAGAUGAUUGUUUCGAUGAUGGGUGGUCGAUGUUACAGUUCAUAUCGUAGUAAUGCUGUGGCAGCUGUGAUGAGGGACAGGAAAUGGAAAUCCAAUUCAAAGUCAGAAGAAGCUGAUGUUGUUGUGAUUGGUAGUGGCAUUGGCGGACUGUGCUGUGGAGCACUGUUGGCAAGAUACGAGGAAGAUGUGUUGGUUCUGGAAAGCCACGACCAACCAGGUGGUGCUGCCCAUUCCUUUGAUAUCAAAGGCUACAACUUUGAUUCUGGGCCAUCGUUGUUCUCUGGCUUGCAAUCAAGGGGUCCUCAGGCUAAUCCUCUUGCUCAGGUCUUGGAUGCGCUCGGCGAGUCUCUUCCAUGCGCUACUUACGAUUCAUGGAUGGUCCACAUACCCGAAGGACAAUUCUUGUCGCGCAUAGGCCCGACGGAGUUUUUCAAGGACCUUCAACAGUAUGCAGGUCCAAAUGCUGUUCUUGAAUGGCGGAAACUUUUAGAUGCUGUACUUCCAUUAUCUACAGCUGCAAUGGCUCUUCCCCCUCUAUCUAUUCGAGGAGACUUGGGCGUUCUUUCCACUGCUGCAGCUAGAUAUGCCCCCUCUCUAUUCAAAUCCUUUCUUCAAAUGGGACCUCGAGCUUCUCUUAGGGCCACAAAACUUCUCCGACCUUUCUCCGAAAUACUUGAUGAUUUGCAACUCAAUGACCCUUUCAUACGGAAUUGGAUUGACCUCCUCUCAUUCUUGCUUGCUGGGGUCAAGGCUAAUGCCGUACUCUCAGCAGAGAUGGGUACUUGGUGGUCCACAGCACGUCAAUCUCUAAAGGGCCUCUUGUUAAAUUUUGAUUCCAUUAACAGACUGCAGAAGAUUGAUCCUUUUCAUAUGUUCACAUUUUCUAUAGCAACGAUUUACAUGUUUGCAGAGUGGUACAAACCGGGAUGCUGUCUUGAGUACCCCCUUCAUGGAAGUGCAGCUAUUAUUGAUGCUCUUGUGCGAGGGCUAGAGAAAUUUGGUGGAAGAAUUUCUCUUCAAAGUCAUGUGGAAAACAUUGUUGUUGAAAAUGACAGAGCCAUUGGAGUCAAGCUGGGAAGUGGUCAAUUCAUACGUGCUAAAAAGGCUGUUGUCAGCAAUGCAUCGAUGUGGGACACUUUAAAAUUGCUACCCAAAGAAGUUGUUCCAAAGUCCUACUCGGAUAGGGUUAACACGACUCCUCAAUGUGAUUCAUUCAUGCAUCUCCAUUUGGGAUUUGAUGCUGAGGGUAUACGCAGUGAUCUGGGAAUUCAUCAUAUAGUUGUAAAUGACUGGAAAAGAGGAGUUGAUGCCGACCAGAAUGUUGUGUUGAUAUCAAUACCUAGUGUACUUAGUCCUAAUCUGGCACCGCACGGGAAACACGUGUUACAUGCUUAUAUGCCAGGAACUGAACCAUUUGAGUUGUGGGAAGGACUUGAUCGUAGGAGUGCUGAAUACAGAAAUCUCAAAGCUGAAAGAUCAGAGGUAAUGUGGAAAGCUGUGGAGAGAGCAGUAGGCACAGGUUUCAGCAGGGAGAAAUGUGAAGUGAAGUUGGUUGGGAGUCCACUAACACAUGAAAGGUUUCUUCGGAGGAACAGAGGAACAUAUGGACCAGCCGUGCAAGCUGGUUCAGAUGCCUUUCCUGGACAUUCAACUCCCAUUGCACAGCUUUAUUGUUGCGGAGACUCCACCUUUCCUGGCAUUGGAGUCCCAGCAGUUGCUGCCAGUGGUGCAAUUGUAGCAAAUUCAUUAGUCUCGGUAUCUCAACAUUCCAAGCUGCUCGAUGCAAUUGGCAUAUAAAACCAAGGUUUCAUCUUCAUGUCCCCACGUUUUCACACUGGAAAAGAUUGAAUCUUUUCUACUUCUCGUGCAAAAACUACAUCUUGGUCAAUAACUUAUGUGUGGCUUUUCACAUCUAGCAUGUUUUACCUAGCUCUCUUCAUUCAAUUUUCACUUGUAAUUAUUACUAGACUAAAUGUUACCUUUUUAAUGAUUCACAAAAAAUUGUUGGAAAAUGUUAC